AUGGCCACCACAAAUUCCAAGCUGAAAGCAGCAAUCUUGGUAGUAUCUGAGACUGCUUCUCAAGACCCGUCUACCGACAAGUGUAUACCAACCCUCAAGAAAGUCUUCGGCGAGCUCGGAAACGACCAAUGGGAUGUUAGCGAAACCGAGAUCGUGCCCGACAAUGCUCUUGCGAUUCAGAAGACAAUCAGAAAAUGGACUGACGGUCCAGAGCCGAUCAGUCUGAUCGUUACUAGUGGAGGCACUGGUUUUGCAACUAAAGAUGUUACUCCGGAGACAUGGCAUGCUUACAACUUCAUAUGCCUUGCACUCAUGGCGAGACCUGUUGCGGGUCUGCGAAAGAAGACUUUGAUCCUGACUCUACCUGGAUCGCCAAAAGGUGCCAAAGAGAAUUUGGAGGCAGUUCUCAAGUUGCUACCACAUGCGUGCAUUCAAGCAGCUGGUGCAGAAUCAAGACCGCUACAUGCUGGUGGCGUAGAGAAGCUCGAGAAGGACGCUGGUGUCUCUUCCGCUAGUAGUAGUACUACUACUACAGGAACCGGAUGUGGGCAUCACCAUCACCACCAUGGUCAUUCUCAUGGCCACGGCGGCCACGCAGGACCAAAAGCUCAUACGAACUCAGAAGAGCGCCCACAGUCCAAUGAUCCUUCUGCAGGACCAACACGCAGAUACCGGUCAUCGCCUUACCCUAUGUUAGCUGUUGACGAUGCACUUAAGCUCAUCACCGAGCAGACCCCAGCUGCUGUAGUACAGCGGGUACCAGUAGAUAUGAGGUUAAGUGGUUCUGUUCUUGCCGAAGAUGUCAAAGCCACGGAGUCCGUUCCAGCCUUCCGAGCCAGCAUCGUGGACGGUUACGCCGUAAAGAUCCCUUCUACUGGCAAGUUCGAGAAAGGAGUAUACCCUGUUACGAUUGUAUCUCAUGCUCAGGCUGGUGAAGUCAAAGAGUUGAAAGAAGGAGAAAUUGCGAGGAUCACGACUGGCGCCCCACUUCCUCCUGGUGCCGAUGCCGUGGUCAUGGUCGAAGAUACAGUGCUGAAGAGUCUGACGGAGGACGGAAAGGAAGAGAAGGAGAUCGAUAUACUGACUGAUGAGAUCAAGCCAAACGAAAACGUACGCGAGGUGGGCAGCGACGUCAAAGAGGGCGAGAUCAUCCUGAAGAAAGGUGAAGGCGUAACAGUCGUGGGCGGCGAAUUUGGUCUCCUUGCAUCUGUGGGUACGAAAGAGGUAUCUGUGUACAAGAAGCCCAUCGUCGGAGUUUUGAGCACAGGAGACGAGAUCAUCCCUCACAACAGAGAAGGCUCGCUGCGACUGGGAGAAGUGCGUGAUACCAACCGUCCUACUCUCAUCACUGCCGUGCGAAGCCACAGGUUCGAAGUUAUCGAUCUAGGUAUCGUCUCAGAUAAACCUGGUACCCUCGAGCAGACUCUCCGCGACGCGAUGCGUAAGUGCGACGUUAUCAUAACCUCUGGUGGCGUCUCAAUGGGCGAACUCGACCUCCUCAAGCCAACGAUCGAGCGCUCUCUCGGCGGCACGAUCCACUUCGGUCGUGUGAAUAUGAAGCCUGGCAAACCCACCACCUUCGCCACUGUACCUGUAAAGGACAACUCUGGAAACCCUGUCACCAAAUCAAUUUUCUCCCUUCCUGGCAACCCUGCUUCGGCCGUUGUAUGCUUCCAUCUCUUCGUCUUACCUGCAUUGCAUCAGCAAGCUGGUAUCAAGCCACUCGGUCUGCCGAGAAUCAAAGUUAUACUAGAUGAGGAUGUGAAGAUGGACAAGGGCCGUCCGGAGUAUCACCGUGCACUUGUAGUGACCAAGGAAGAUGGGUUGCUAUAUGCUAGCUCUACAGGUGGGCAGAGGAGCAGUCGAAUUGGCAGCUUUAGGGGUGCAAACGCGCUACUUGCCAUGCCACAGGGUGAAGGUAGUUUGAAGAAAGGGGAGAAAGUCGAGGCGCUGCUUAUGGGAAAGUUGGGUGAGGUUGAGCGUUGA
Alternaria atra is the source of this 1986-nucleotide messenger RNA. RefSeq lists its product as uncharacterized. Gene Ontology annotation, molecular function: molybdopterin molybdotransferase activity. The coding region runs from base 1 to 1986 and encodes 661 amino acids. Gene Ontology annotation, biological process: molybdenum incorporation into molybdenum-molybdopterin complex; Mo-molybdopterin cofactor biosynthetic process. Gene Ontology annotation, cellular component: cytosol; cytoplasm. Lineage: Eukaryota; Fungi; Ascomycota; Dothideomycetes; Pleosporales; Pleosporaceae. The record is from RefSeq and is a predicted model, not a curated record. The transcript is spliced from 5 exons.